CAAUAGGGUCAAUGGGGAUCAAUAGGAUCAAUGGGGCUCAAUAGGAUCAAUGGGGAUCAAUACGGUUAAUGGGGUUCAAUGGGGAUCAAUGGGGAUCAAUAGAGUCAAUAUGGCUCAGUGGGGCUCAAUAGGAUCAAUGGGGCUCAAUGGGGAUCAAUGUUGAUCAAUAGGAUCAAUGGGGAUCAAUAGGGAUCAAUGGGUUUCAAUGGGGCCCUCUGGCCACGCCCCUUUAAGCCCCGCCCCCUUUUGGCCCCGCCCCUUUUCCAGGCCCCGCACUUUUGGCCACGCCCCCUUUUGCUCCGCCCCCUUUCUGGCUCCGCCCCUUUUUGGCCCCGCCCCCUUUUGGCUCCGCCCCUUUCUGGCCCCGCCCCCUUUCUGGCCCCGCCCCCUCCGCCCUUUACCCGGUUCCGACCCGGAACCAACAGCCCAGAACGACCAGAACCACGGACCCGGACCCGGUUCUGAGCCCAUGGACCCGGAACCGGAACCGGAACCGACCCCCGGCCCGGAGCCGGGACCAGCCGGUUCGACCCGCGGCCCCGAGGAGCCGGUACCGGAAGUUCGGUUCGGUGCCGCGGUUCCGGUUCCGGUUCCGGUCUCUUGUUGCCGUUGGUUCCUGGAGGGUCGGUGCCGGUUCGGGUCGCGCUGCCGGAACCUACAUCCGGGAUCUGCCCAACCGGAACCGGAACCGAACCGGGACGAACCGGAAACGAACCCGGAACCGGAAACGAACCGUGACGAACCGGAACCGGAAGGGAAGAAGCCGCCAUUACGCCGCGCCGCCGACGUGCUGAACCGGAUCCGUUGGGACCCGGCACUGGAGCCGGGGUUCGGUUCGGUUCAAUACCGGGACCGGUUCCGGGGCCUCGUGGAGCGGCCCAUGUCCGACCUUUACCACGGUCCGUUGUGUGACGCCGGACCCGACGAGCUGCCGGUACCGGAACAUCGGAUCCAGCGCAUCCGGUACCGGGGGAACGUCGUGUGGGACCGGAAGAACCGCAUCGAUCACGUGUUCGGAACCGGAAGCGGGGGGGAGAAAAGGGACUUGGCGGGAAACGGGGAGAGGGGUGAUGAAUAUUAAUGAGGGUGAUGAAUAUUAAUGAGGGGUGAUGGAUAUUGAUGGAGCGGUUAAUAUUGAUGGGGUUGAUGAAUAUUGAUGAGGAGAUGAUGAAAAUGAUGUGGUGAUGAAUAUUGAUGGAGCGGUUAAUAUUGAUAGGGUUGAUGAAUAUUGAUGAGGAGGUGAGUGGGGUGGUGAAUAUUGAUGAGAGGCGAUGAAUAUUAAUGAGAUCGCGAUGAAUAUUAAUGAGGAGACGAUGAGUAUUUGUGGGGUGUGAUGAAUAUUGAUGAGAGACGAUGAGUAUUAAUGAACCGCGAUGAAUAUUGAUGAGGAGGUGGUAAAUAUUGAUGGUGGAUGAUGAAUAUUAAUGAGGGUGAUGAAUAUUAACGAUGGAGGCUUAAUAUGUAUGAAUGAAUAUUGAUGCGUAUUGGUGAAUAUGAUUGGUAUUAAUGAGCAUUAGCGAAUAUUAAUGAGCGGUGAUGAAUAUUCAUCACAGAUAACGGAUAUUAAUGAGCGUUUAUGCCUAUUAAUGAGCGUUAUUUAUGAGCGACUGGUGAAUAUUAAUGAGUGUUAGUGAAUAUUCAUGAGCGUCGAUGGAUAUCAAUGAGGAUUGAUGAAUAUUAAGCCGUAUUGAUGAUCAUUAGUGAUCCCUGGAUAUGAAUAUUGAUGAGCAAUGAUGGAUGUUGAUGAGAAAUGAUGAAUAUUUGUGAAUAUUAAUGAGCUAACGUAUUAAUAUUAAUAUAUUUGUGAAUAUUAA
Messenger RNA from Coturnix japonica (Japanese quail), 1814 nucleotides. The record is from RefSeq and is a predicted model, not a curated record. NCBI's taxonomy places the organism in Eukaryota, Metazoa, Chordata, Aves, Galliformes, Phasianidae.